UGCGGUUUGGGACGUCGACGUGGUUGAAGGCACGUAGCGCUUUCAGUAAGCGGUAGGGAGGGUUUCAGUGCGGUCCUAGUGAACAGUCAUGUUUAAAAUACGAAAUGUGCUUCGAAGAGCGAUUAUUCAAGCAGACAGCGUCAUCUUUUGCAAAACUGGACACGAGCACUCCAGGGCCUCAAUCUCAACUGGGCCACAACAACAACACGGAACUUUCUAUGAAUUUCGCACCUACUAUAUCCACCCACACCUGAAUGCAGCCUUUCACAAGCUGACCAGCGAGAAGGUCCACCUACGCACUGCACAUUCUGAGCUUGUGGGCUAUUGGAGCGUGGAGUAUGGAGGCCUCAAUCAGGUCUUCCACAUCUGGAAGUAUGACAGCUAUGCUCAGCGAGCAGCAGUACGGGCAGCACUGGCACAGGAUCCCAACUGGAUGGAGCAGUACAUCUCUAAAGCUAUGCCCAUGCUGAGCUCUCAGGAUAAUGAAGUUACAUAUUUGGUGCCCUGGAGCAAGAUUCAGAAACCACCUAAAGAAGGCGGUGUGUAUGAGCUGGUGUCAUUCCAGAUGAAACCAGGGGGUCCAGCAGUGUGGGGUGAGAGUUUUCAGGGGGCAGUGUGCACCCACGCUGCACCAGGAUAUGCUCUCCCUGUGGGUGUUUUCCACUCUGAGUUCGGACUGCUGAAUAGAGUGCAUGUUCUAUGGUGGUAUGAGAGCGCAGAUCAACGGGCAGCAGUAAGACACAAAGCCCACAGUGACCCUAGGGUUGUGUCUGCAGUGCGGCAGAGUGUAGCCUACCUGGAGUCUCAGAAAAACAAGCUGAUGUUUCCCUGCUCCUACUCGCCUCUUAAGUGAACAUUUAAAACUUACCUAACACUACCGGUGCUGACCUUUUGCUGCACAGCUCUCAACUUAUUCUAACAAGUGUGUGCUGGACUCCAUCAUUUCAGUGGUUUGCUUAUGUUGCUGUCUUCUCAAUAUGUAGAUGAGCAUGUAUAAGAUGACAAUGCAUCUACAGUAUUGGUUUCUGAGUUUCCUUUGUCUCAUUUCCUUAACCCGUUGCAUUCAACAUUUCUCUCAUCACUUUCAGCAGUAGUCAUGGUAUAUGUGUGUCCUGAGAAAACCCUCCAUAUGAUCAAAUUGUAACAUUUCUACUGUAUAGUUCUGAAAUCCAUGUAUAUCUCUGAACUGAUGUAUGUAUGUAGGUAUACCUUUUGCUUGUAUCUCAACCAGAAUUCUGGUUCACCUCAAAGUUGUAGAAAAAAGGGAGAAAAUUGCAUUUAAAGCUUUGAAUCUGACUGCACAUUAGGCACGUCACAGAGAUUCUGACAAAAGGUAUCAGAUUACAAAUUGAAAUGGCACAUAAUUAUCCCAAAAACGUAAUUAAACAGUGAUACUCACUGUUUGUUAAAUUCAGGGUGUUGUGAUAUUUUUAGGCAGACUGGUUGUUUUUACUGCUACAUUUCUAAAACCCGCUCCUUACACAAUGUGAUCUUUGCCGAGGCAAGAUUAAAAACUAAAUAAAGCAUUUCCAAGUCA
Ictalurus punctatus (channel catfish) is the source of this 1537-nucleotide messenger RNA. RefSeq names its product nipsnap homolog 3A (C. elegans) (gene nipsnap3a). The coding region runs from base 89 to 853 and encodes 254 amino acids. The record is from RefSeq and is a predicted model, not a curated record. Gene Ontology annotation, cellular component: mitochondrion. NCBI's taxonomy places the organism in Eukaryota, Metazoa, Chordata, Actinopteri, Siluriformes, Ictaluridae. The transcript has 6 exons.